GUCACCACUUUCUUUCUAUCACUGCCAUUGCAAAAUGGGACACCAUCCCAGCCCAACGGAACACCACCAAAACGGCGUCGUCAGUAGCAGGCAAGAACACGAAGAGGCAUUGCUGGCUCUCAUCGAACACCGUACCCGUGAAGUCAAACACCUCCGUUAUUAUAUCUCUUAUUACAACUCCCAGCUUGAGGAAGCAGAAAAGAGUUUGUUGGAAUCUAAAUCAAAACUGGCUCGUUUACGAGGUCUAACUGGUGCAAGUUCAUCACAUGUUGACACUCAGCAAGUGAAGAUAGAACGUGAAUCAAAAACCGGUUCUUUUCAUAAAAGUGACGGUUCUUCCAAAAACCACCUUCGCGUGGGUUCAAAAUUUUCGCAUUCCGUACCAUUGCCACCUUCUCCUUCUUUUGUUUGGUCAAAAGUAAAGUCUGAUAAGAAUCGGAGAAUCUCUCCUGAGCAGGAAAACAUUGAAGUCCAAGGCAGAGGGAGCAAAAGGAAGUUUUUUGAACAGAAAGAGACCACUGAGGAAGUGAUUCCCUUGAUAUGUAAAAGUUCUUCACCAGAACCAGUGCUUUAUCAAGCAAGCAAUCACUUCCUUAGUCAACACAAGAGGAGAUUGCGAUGUAUUGCUGUGUGUCCUGUAAAUGAUCACCACUUUGUCACCAGUGCUUUGGAUGGAGUGGUCAACUUGUGGGAAGUUCAUUCAUCACAAUCAGUAGCUUGUCUUCUUAAAAGUACAAAUUGUAUAUCCCCACAGCAGAGAUGGCCGGAAGACAUAGUUUGGCACCCAGACGGAAACAGCUUGCUUUCGGUAUAUAGUGCUGAUGGUCGAGACUCUCAAGUAUCAGUUACGGACUUCGGUAGAGUAAAAGCUGAUGGGAGAGCAAACCAUGUAAGUUUCUUAGAGGACAAACCUCACGUGACGGGUGUCAUAAAUAGCAUUGCUUUUCUGCCUCGGGAGAAUGCCAGUUUUGUAACCGCAGGAACUGACCAUGCUGUCGUAUUGUGGCGUGAGAAUGGCCAGAACAAAUGGAAGCCAGAGACAUUACACAGGAAUCUUCAUUCUUCAGCCGUCAUGGGAGUAUGUGGUAUGCAGCAGAGGUCACUUGUGUUGUCUGUUGGCAAAGACAAGAGAAUCUUGGGGUACGAUGUUCGUGUCGGAAGAAAAGAUUUCACGCAGCAAGUUGAUAGUAAAUGUUUGAGUGUUCUGCCAAAUCCCCGUGACUUUAAUCUAUUCAUGGUUCAAACCGGGACUCCUGAGAGACAGCUUCGAUUAUUUGACAUCAGAUCAAAAAGGUCAGAAGUUCAUGGCUUUGGAUGGAAGCAAGAAAGCAGCGAGUCUCAGUCAGCUCUGAUAAAUCAAGCUUGGUCCCCAAAUGGAGUUUACAUAACAUCUGGUUCAGCCGAUCCCAUGAUUCACAUAUUUGACAUUAGAUAUAAUGGUCACAAACCUUCCCAAUCUAUAGAAGCUCAUCAGAAACGAGUCUUCAGAGCCAUGUGGCUUCGCUCUCUUCCCUUACUCCUUUCCAUAUCAUCUGAUCUCAACAUUGGGUUACACAAAAUUGUCUAGAACACGUGAAAAAAUAAAUCAUAAUGUUUGAGUUUCUUCGUCAAA
Molecule: messenger RNA, 1612 nt
Organism: Vigna angularis (adzuki bean)
Lineage: Eukaryota; Viridiplantae; Streptophyta; Magnoliopsida; Fabales; Fabaceae
Exons: 7
Coding region: 35-1567 (510 amino acids)
Molecular function (GO): protein binding
Source: RefSeq, a predicted model, not a curated record